Molecule: messenger RNA, 2543 nt
Organism: Cyprinodon variegatus (sheepshead minnow)
Lineage: Eukaryota; Metazoa; Chordata; Actinopteri; Cyprinodontiformes; Cyprinodontidae
Gene: nfxl1
Product: NF-X1-type zinc finger protein NFXL1-like
Exons: 22
Coding region: 70-2391 (773 amino acids)
Biological process (GO): regulation of DNA-templated transcription
Cellular component (GO): nucleus
Molecular function (GO): DNA-binding transcription factor activity, RNA polymerase II-specific; zinc ion binding; RNA polymerase II transcription regulatory region sequence-specific DNA binding
Source: RefSeq, a predicted model, not a curated record
CGCUCUGCAUUGCGCAUGCGCAGCGGUGAGCGGCGUCCAGCGGCUCCCUUCUGCUGAGAGGUGGUUGCCAUGGAGCCGGCCUGGAGGCAGCAGGGCAGGGGGCGGGGCAGAGGUCAGGAUGCUGCAGGUGAGAGGCCCCGCCCCCAGCAGAAGGACAGGCCAGGUGUCUCUGCAGGACGAGGAGCAAAGACCAAGACAAACCCGUCUCCUGAACCUGCUAAAGCUGUAGGCGAGGCGGUCCAGUCCAAGUUUGAGGAGAUUCGGAGGUCCAACCAGGCCGCAGCUAAGCGCCUGGUGGAGAGCCACGUCAGCUCCUCUUCCUCUGAUGAAGAAAACGAUGAUGCUGGAGACAGACAGAGGGGGAAGGUCCUGGAGUCCACCUUCACCUCCUACACCAGCCAGACCGGUGGCGACGCCUCGGGUCUGCACAGAACCAAUCAGUACCUCAGUGACCUGUUCCAGUCCGGUGCGCUAACGUGUUUGAUCUGCAUCGCCUCGGUCAGGAGGACGCAGCAGGUGUGGAGCUGCUCCGGAUGCUUCACCCUCUUCCACCUGCCCUGCAUCCAGAAGUGGGCCAGAGACUCCGUCUUCCUCAUCUGCUCGGCCACCGAUGAAGACUUCGGACAGAAGCAGCAUCCCUGGCCCUGCCCAAAGUGCCGCACUGAGUACCCCCCCAGCGCCACCCCCAACAGGUACCUGUGCUACUGUGGGAAGCUCCAGGACCCUCCAGCCGACCCCUGGCUGGUCCCUCACUCCUGCGGCGCCGUCUGUCAGAAGGAGCUCAGACCCAGCUGUGGCCACGCCUGCCUGCUGCUCUGUCACCCCGGUCCGUGUCCUCCAUGUCCAAAGAUGGUCUCAGUCUCCUGCCUGUGUGGCCAAGCUAAGCCCCUCCCCCGUCGCUGUAGCAACAAGGCCUGGUCCUGCCAGCAGCCCUGUGGGAAGCUGCUGGCCUGUAAGCAGCACACCUGCUCCCAGACCUGCCACUCAGAGUGCCCCCCCUGCCCCAGAGUCAGCCUGCAGAGGUGCGUGUGCGGGAAGGAGGCGACGGAGAGGCCGUGCGCCAGCCCCCGCUGGAGCUGUCAACAGGUGUGCGGAGCUCGCCUGUCCUGUGGGAACCACACCUGUGAGGAGGAGUGUCACGCCGGGGCCUGCCCUCCGUGCCCUCGUUCCGUCAGCAGAUCCUGCCCCUGUGGGAAAACCAAGUCGUCCCUGCCGUGCACCGAGGAGGUCCCGCCCUGUGGGGACACCUGCGACCGCCGCCUGUCCUGUCAGAAACACACCUGUUCCAUGAGGUGCCACCGGGGGAGCUGUGAGACGUGCAGACAGGAGGUGGAGAAGGAGUGCCGCUGCGGGCGCUACCGCCGCCACAUGGCCUGCCAUAAGGAGUACCUGUGUGACUCCAAGUGUCCCAGAACCAGGAACUGCCAGCGGCACCAGUGCAGGAGGAAGUGUUGCCCAGGUAACUGCCCCCCCUGCGAUCAGAUCUGCGGGCGGACGCUGGGCUGCCGGAACCACAAGUGUCCCUCCGUCUGUCACCAAGGAAGCUGCUACCCGUGCCCAGAGACGGUGGAGGUCCCCUGCAGCUGCGGCUCCACGGUUCUGGUGGUUCCGUGCGGCCGAGAGAGGAGCACCAAACCCCCCCGCUGCAAGGAGCCCUGCAGGUCCCCCCCCUCCUGCCACCACCCGACCCGGGAGCCCCACCGUUGCCACCCGGGCCCCUGCCCCCCCUGCAAGCAGCUCUGCUCGCUGCCUCUUCCCGCCUGCAGCCACACCUGUCCUCAGCCCUGCCACGACCUGGUUCUGGUCCGGUCCCAGCAGGUCCAGCUGGCCGGUCCGUGGGAGCAGCCAUCAGAACCGGCGUUUGUGAAGAAGGCUCUGCCGUGUCCGCCCUGCCAGGUCCCCAUCCCCACAUCCUGCUUUGGAGAACAUGAGGUAAGAACCAGAACUUUUCUCACACUGAGCUGCGGCCAUCGCUGUAAGCAGGUGUGUCAUCCAGGUGUGUGUGAGGAGAAAUGUCAGCAGAAGGUGAAGCUGCGCUGUCCCUGCAAGAGAAUCAAGAAGGAGGUGCUGUGUUCCCUCUCAGCUCAGACUGUCCUCCAGUGUGAUGACGUCUGCAGAGACCAGCAGAGGAAAGUCAGCCAGGUGAAGGAGGCGGAGCAGAAGGCGGCUCUGGAGGAGGAGCAGAAGAAGCUCCAGGAGGAGCUGGAGGCCUUCGAGAAGCGCCAGCAGAGAGGAGGCCGCAGGGGGAAGAGGAGGGGCAGGAAGGAGGAGGUGGACGACGAGCAGGAGAGGGCCAGGAGGUGGUGGAGGAGGUGCACCGCCUUGGUCCUGGUUCCUCUGGGUGGCGCCGUGCUGUCGGCUGCUGCCUACUACCUGCUGAGCCAGAGCUGAAGCUCCGCAGGCUAACUGGGAGCUCUGGUUCUGCUGCUGAUUCCUUCAUCCGCUUCCUCUGCUCACAUCAACUGGUUUCCUGCUUGGACAAACUGGUUUCCUGUUUGGACAAACUGGUUUCCUCUUUAGACUGACUGGUUUCCUGUUCACAC